UAGUGGAUGACAGAUCCAGUCGCCAUCCCGAUGGUUCACUUCCUGGAUAGACCGUACCGUUCUUAAGAAUUUUAAACCUAUUUAAAGAGUCUGUUUAGGCCUCAGAACCGGCCCGGGGCCUCGGUGUGCUUCAGUAUUCGGCCUGUCCGUCCUGUUCGGUGCUGGUUCCGUCCCUCCUCCGCCUCCGAACCGUCGGCCCGGUGCUGCUGUCGCCAUGUCCGCUUCCAGUAGGUCCUCCCCGGCGGGGCACAGCUCGGGCCUCGGCCCUGGCAUGUCCAUCUUCCGGUGGUUAGAGGUUCUGGAGAAGGAGUUCGACAAGGCCUUCGUGGACGUGGAUCUGCUGCUGGGGGAGAUAGACCCGGACCAGGCCGACAUCACGUACGAGGGCCGGCAGAAGAUGACCAGCCUGAGCUCCUGCUUUGCCCAGCUGUGUCACAAAACCCAGACCGUGUUCCAGCUCAACCACAAACUGGAGGCCCAGUUGGUGGACCUGCGUUCAGAACUGACCGAGGCUCAGGCCGAGCGAGAAGUGGUGGAGAGAGAGGUCCACGACCAGCUGCUGCAACUGCACGCGCUCCAACUGCAGCUGCACGCCAAGCAAGGCCAAAGCGAGGACUCCGAGUCCAUCAAAGACAGACUGCCUGUCCCAUGUUUGGAGGAGAAGGAACAGGAGUUUGAGUCCAGCAAAAAGGAGAAGCUGGCAGAGUCGAGGUUAGAGGCCGAGGUCAAACUGUACAAGAAGGAGAACGAGGCUCUGCGCAGACACAUGGCGGUUCUGCAGGCGGAGGUUUACGGCGCCAGACUGGCAGCCAAGUACCUGGACAAGGAACUAGCAGGAAGGGUUCAGCAGAUCCAGUUACUGGGUCGUGACAUGAAAGGGCCAGCGCACGACAAACUGUGGAACCAGCUGGAAGCAGAGAUCCACCUCCACCGCCACAAGACCGUCAUCCGAGCGUGCAGAGGUCGCAACGACCCCAAGAAGCCCCUGCCCUCUCCUGUGGGACACGACCCAGACAUGCUGAAGAAAUCCCAGGGCGUUGGACCCAUCCGAAAAGUGGUGCUCGUCAAAGAUGACCACGAAGGCCUGGGGAUUUCUAUAACGGGUGGGAAGGAGCACGGCGUUCCCAUUCUGAUCUCUGAGAUCCAUCCCAGUCAGCCCGCAGACAGAUGUGGAGGUCUGCACGUAGGAGACGCCAUCCUGGCUGUCAACAGUAUCAACCUACGAGACUCCAAACACAAAGAGGCUGUUACCAUUCUGUCGCAGCAGCGAGGACAGAUUGAGUUCGAGGUGGUGUACGUGGCUCCAGAGGUGGACAGCGAUGAUGAGAAUGUGGAGUAUGAAGACGACAGCGGCCACCGCUACCGGCUGUAUCUGGAUGAACUGGAGGACAGCAGCACAGCGGCGCCUAGCAACAGCUCUGCAUCACUGCAGGCUCUGGAGAAGAUGUCACUGAGUAACGACCCAGAGAACGGAGACACUGGGGUUUCCACCAAUGCACCGUCGGAGGAAAACCCUUCCAAAGCCCCGGAGUCGGACAACGCCUCCUGGCUCAGCCAAGCCAUCGCACACUGGAGGGAAUAACUAGAGGAUCAUGGGAGAAAAAAACUGAAUCAGACAAUUUUUGAGGAGCCAGGAACAAGGGAAACUGAAUCCACACUGUUUGGAUGUGGGAUAAAUGUGUACGUUUAAUGAAGAAGACAUGUAAGAUAUGUAGAGGACAGAGGGAGACGGAAGGACGGGGGCGUCUCCGUAGGACGGUAAUGUGGUCUGUAUGUGAGGGAACGGUAGAAGUCUGUCCUGGAAUCUGAAAGAACGCAAACACAGGUGUUUGGAAAUGUCCUUUUUAUGGACAAGACCUUGAGGGUCAGAGUCAGUUUAGUUCAGUUCCAUAUUCAGACCAAUCUGAUCUAAAGUCAAAUAAGAACAGAGGAAAAGUCCAACUACAGUAUGAAAUGGAAUUAUGUUUACAGAAGUUUCCAUAAAAAUGUGAAUAAUAUGAGCAACCUGAAAUAUAAGGAAAAUAAGUGCAAUUUUAACAAUAUUCUGCCUCUGUUUAUCAUUUAUACAUGUUCAUUAUAACAUACAGAUGGAUCUACAAAUA
Sphaeramia orbicularis (orbiculate cardinalfish) is the source of this 2102-nucleotide messenger RNA. RefSeq names its product Golgi-associated PDZ and coiled-coil motif-containing protein-like. Gene Ontology annotation, cellular component: trans-Golgi network transport vesicle; membrane; Golgi apparatus. The coding region runs from base 215 to 1582 and encodes 455 amino acids. Gene Ontology annotation, biological process: negative regulation of protein localization to cell surface. The transcript is spliced from 9 exons. NCBI's taxonomy places the organism in Eukaryota, Metazoa, Chordata, Actinopteri, Kurtiformes, Apogonidae. Gene Ontology annotation, molecular function: transmembrane transporter binding. The record is from RefSeq and is a predicted model, not a curated record.